AUGUCAGUCAUGGAGUCUUUUCCACACACAGCUCUGUCUUCUAAGAAGACGUCUCAUCUCAUCACUCCGCCGGCAGACGACCACCACGAGGAGGACUCCAAGGCCCAGUUCGUGCACAGAUACAUCGACGAUGCGUCUGUGUACAUUGCUGGCGUGUGGGAAGUUGCCGAUGUUGCCGAUGUUGCCAAGUACUCCAAGUUCAUCACUGAAGUCAUCAAGAGGUCGAGAUGCUCACUGGAGUGUCUGAAGGUUUGUCUGUACUACAUGUCCAAGCUGACCAGCAGCCACGUUGGCUGUCCCAAGAGAGCGUUCUUGGCUUGUCUGUGUCUCAGUUUCAAGUAUAUCUACGAUAGUACCGUGAAGUUGAAGACGUGGAGUAAGAUUAGUGGGUUGUCUCCAGGGGAGUUGAAGUCACUGGAGAUGACUGUACUGGUUGCACUGGAUUACAAUUUGAACUUACACGGUGACUAUAACGUUGUAAAGACAGUGGCAGCAGGACCAAAGCGGAGAAACGAUGGUGAAGAGACAAACACGUCGACUAUGAAAAGGCUUAGAUUGCACUAG
Molecule: messenger RNA, 564 nt
Organism: Williopsis jadinii
Lineage: Eukaryota; Fungi; Ascomycota; Saccharomycetes; Phaffomycetales; Wickerhamomycetaceae
Gene: PCL5
Product: Pcl5p
Exons: 1
Coding region: 1-564 (187 amino acids)
Biological process (GO): regulation of cyclin-dependent protein serine/threonine kinase activity
Cellular component (GO): cyclin-dependent protein kinase holoenzyme complex; nucleus
Molecular function (GO): protein kinase binding; cyclin-dependent protein serine/threonine kinase regulator activity
Source: RefSeq, a predicted model, not a curated record